GCGGCGCCGCGCUCCCACUAUUUGUUGUGAUUCGGCUGAAGACAGGUUUGCGUUUAUUAAGCGUUUAUAGUGAUAUAAUUAACGCAAUCCAUUUCAGCACGAUAAAUGUGUAGGGGUCUUCUGUAAUCAAUCUAACGUUAAAAUCAAUGCUUGUUAUUUAGUGCGAGUAAAGCGCAUCCAGUACAUCAGGAUCAGAAAGAUCCGUGUGAUAAAGAUGGAGUUUAUUAAAGUGGAGACUGAAGACAUCAAGAUUGAAGACACAUUUGACGUGAAGCUUGAAGAUACGGAUGAAGAUAUAGACCUGAUGGUGCUGAUAGAGGAGAGUAGAGAUCGGUAUAAGAAACUUGAUUGCAGUACUGGAGAAAACUCUUUAAGUUGUUCACAGACUGAAGAGAAUUCAUUACAAAAAAAAGCUCGUAAGACUCGAAUUAGAAAUCCUGUCAUCUGCUCAGAGUGUGGAAAGUGUUUCAGUCAUCAAGGAAACCUUAAAGUCCACAUGAGGGUUCACACUGGAGAGAAGCCUUUCACCUGCCCUCAGUGUGACAUCAGUUUCACUCAGCAAGGAAACUUUGAUCGACACAUGAGAGUUCACACCGAAGAGAAGCCUUACAGCUGUGAACUGUGUGGAAAGAGCUUCACUGCACAACUUAGCCUCGACUUUCACAUGAACAGUCACACCGCCGAUAGGGCGUUUUCAUGUGAUCAGUGUGGAAAGCGCUUCAGACAUAAAGCAGCCGUUGAUAAUCACAGGAAGAUUCAUUCAAGAUUGGAGCGUUUUUCAUGUCGUCAGUGUGGAAUGAGUUACACAGACCCGAAUCACCUCAGGAAUCAUGUAAUAACUCACACUGGAGACGAGCCUUACAUGUGCGAACACUGUGGAAAGGGUUUCACGGACAAUCGAUCCCUCAAGGUUCACAUGGUAAUUCACACUGGAGAGAAACCUUUCGACUGCCUUGAGUGUGGAAAGAGUUUCAAGUUUAAAGAGAACUUUCAGACUCACAUGAGCGUUCACAGUAAAGAAAGGUCUUUCAUCUGCCCCGUGUGUGGAAAGAGUUGCAAACCUAAAGGAAAACUUAAGCUUCACAUGAAGCUUCACACUGGAGAGAGACCUUAAUGUGUAUCCAGUGUCAAAUC
Carassius carassius (crucian carp) is the source of this 1134-nucleotide messenger RNA. Its product is annotated as gastrula zinc finger protein XlCGF7.1-like. Gene Ontology annotation, biological process: regulation of transcription by RNA polymerase II. Bases 215 to 1114 code for a protein of 299 amino acids. The transcript has 3 exons. Lineage: Eukaryota; Metazoa; Chordata; Actinopteri; Cypriniformes; Cyprinidae. Gene Ontology annotation, molecular function: DNA-binding transcription factor activity; RNA polymerase II cis-regulatory region sequence-specific DNA binding. The record is from RefSeq and is a predicted model, not a curated record.